Didymosphaeria variabile is the source of this 1785-nucleotide messenger RNA. RefSeq lists its product as uncharacterized. Gene Ontology annotation, molecular function: single-stranded DNA binding; 3'-tyrosyl-DNA phosphodiesterase activity; double-stranded DNA binding. The coding region runs from base 1 to 1785 and encodes 594 amino acids. Gene Ontology annotation, biological process: single strand break repair; double-strand break repair. The transcript is spliced from 2 exons. Gene Ontology annotation, cellular component: nucleus. The record is from RefSeq and is a predicted model, not a curated record. Lineage: Eukaryota; Fungi; Ascomycota; Dothideomycetes; Pleosporales; Didymosphaeriaceae.
AUGGCUACUUCCGAAGACGAAGAUGAACUUCAGCGUGCAAUUGCGCUUUCUUUGCAGGACGCAGCCGAUACACCGGCCCCAGAAGAGUCGAGCUACGACAGAGACCUGCGCCUGGCCAUGGCUCUCUCACUCGAGGGAAUAUCGGAAGGCCACACCCCCACUACUGGGUCGCAAGGCUCCGGUAAUGGUCCCUCUCAGUAUGCCUCUGCGAACGCUCCUGAAAGCCAGACCAUGGCUCAACCGCAAAAAGACGCCUCGAUUACUCCGACAACAAAACCUUCGACAACUGCGACCUUUGGCACGUUGGAUAGGAAGGCUAUGGAACAAGAGCGACUCGCGAGACUGGGGAAGCGAAAGCGCAGCGCCUCUCCACAUAGGCCAUCGAAACAAGUCGCUAAACAAACUCAUUCGGCGAAGCCUGAUGGGAUUCAAUAUCCCAAAGGCGCAAUCAAGCGUACCUGGGCGUACAAAUACCCCCGCACUGAUGAUAUUAGCUUCGAAGAGGUUCUGCAGGCCGCCACUUGCAACAUAGCUGUCUUGAGCUCGUUCCAGUGGGACGACAAGUGGGUGCUCCAUAAAGCAGAUCCAAAGAGAAUUAAACAGAUUUGGAUCAUAGGCGCCAAUACAGAUGCAGUGCGAGAGGAAAUACUCCAGGAGCUAGCUGAAUGUAAUACCCCGAACGUCAAGCCGCAUUUUCCACCGAUGCGUGCUACUACGACCAUGCACAGCAAGUUGAUGUUACUGUUCCACGAGACGCAUUUAAGGAUCGUCAUUCCCACGGCCAAUUUGAUGAAAGUAGAAUGGGGAGAGACAGGAAAGGAUCCGAAGACACCAGGGUCUUGGCAGCCAGCCGUUCUCGAGAACACACUGUUCCUGAUAGAUCUGCCUCGUCGUUUGGGAGGCGUAGUUGCCGAGAAGCUUGAGACUGCUUUUGGACACUCGCUGGUGUCGUUCCUCGAAGCACAACAGGUUGGGGAGAAUGUGCGUGCAGGGUUGUGCAAGUUCGACUUUUCCGAAACAAAACAUCUUGCAUUUGUACAUUCAAUAUCAGGAACACACUCAAGUGGACCACGGCGUAGCAACACUGGCCUGCCUGGCCUUGCUACAUCCAUACGAAAGUUGGACCUUCACAACGUUGAUCGCCUUGAAUUGGACUAUGCGUCAUCCUCUUUAGGUAAUUUGAAGGAGGACUUCCUCCAAAGGAUCUACUUGGCUGCCAGUGGCUUGCAUCCUUUGGCGGAUAAAGCCCCGAAAGGCUGGGCUGAUCACAUCCGUGUCUAUUUUCCAACACACGAUACCGUCGUCAAUAGCACAGGAGGAGUGGACUGUGGUGGAAUCAUCACCUUGAACUCCAAGAGCUACAACUCUGCUGCAUUUGCCCGUCAAUGUCUCCGAACCCACAAGUCAACACGAACUGGUCUCUUGUCGCACAACAAGAUCCUUUUGGCUCGAGGCCACAAGAAGGAUGGUACGCCAUUUGCUUGGGUUUAUAUUGGGUCCGCGAAUGCAACAGAAUCGGCCUGGGGCUCACAAAACAUCCUGAAGAGUGGAAAAGAGAGUGCACUGAAGAUCAACAACUGGGAGUGCGGCGUCGUGGUACCAGUGUCCACAGAGAAGCUGCAACGCCUUGCCAGUGGAGAGAUUCCGCCAAUGAGCGUAUUCCAAGGAACGAUUGAGGUGCCGUUCGAGUUCCCAGGGGGGGGAUAUGAGGGUAAGAAACCGUGGUUCUUCAUGGACCAUGAGCCCAAGGACGAGAUGGGUCGAGAGCGUGGUUUCAUUGGCUAG